Messenger RNA from Peromyscus californicus insignis, 3958 nucleotides. It is a transcript of the gene Tmem108, whose product is annotated as transmembrane protein 108. The coding region runs from base 443 to 2260 and encodes 605 amino acids. The transcript has 9 exons. The record is from RefSeq and is a predicted model, not a curated record. Gene Ontology annotation, biological process: postsynaptic density organization; retrograde axonal transport; dendrite extension. Gene Ontology annotation, cellular component: early endosome; endosome membrane; axon. NCBI's taxonomy places the organism in Eukaryota, Metazoa, Chordata, Mammalia, Rodentia, Cricetidae.
CCGGUCGGAGGGGCGCCCGCGGGGGCCGGAGGGGCGAAGGCGCGAGAGCGCGAGUGCGCGUGCGCGAGCGGCGGGGCUUUCUCCGGAGCCGUCGGAGGGAGCGGGAGCGCUUCUCCCGAGGUUGCUUGGCUGUGGUCCAGCAUGCAGAAGUGAGUGUGUGGUGAAAAGCAGUGGAUCCGAUGGGUCGCAAGGAUGUAAGAGCGUUUGAAGGCUUCCACACCCUCUCCUCCAGGCAUCAUCCUAAGAAUUGAUGCCAUGGGGACUCUGGACAAACAGUCUCACUCAGGACGUAUGUGCCCCCUUAGAAACUGGAACUGCUAUAGCACCCUCCAGAUUCUCCCAUGUUGCCACAAAGGCAGGAGUCCCUGCAUGGUCAAGACUGGAUAAUACACUAUCACAGAAUCAUGAAUAAACUGGAGGAUAAGCAGGACCAGAUGAUACCAUGAAGAGAAGUUUACAGGCCCUCUAUUGCCAACUGUUAAAGACUGUGCUCUGGGAAGCAGUUCCCAGUGGAGUCAUGGAUCUCAUCAGUCCAGCUGUUGAACCGGUGAUCUCUGGACAUUUCUGGAACCCACCAGGCUUUCUCCUGACCUUGGCACUGACCAAAGCUCUGGUACUCGCCGUCCAGGAACCAUCUCCCAGGGAAUCUCUGCAGACCCUUCCCUCAGGCAGCCCCCCAGGCACCAUGGUGACAGCAUCUCACAGCACUACCAGACUUUCCUCCAUGGUGACACUGAACCCCAAACCUGAUGGACCCACCUCACAGGCUGCAGCUACUAUGGAAACAACAAUCUCUCAUCCAGAAGGGUAUCCUCCUACAGACACCAUGUCCACUGUUAUGGUGACAGCUGCCAUCCCCCAUCCUGAAAGCCCUCUGCCCACAGGUUCCCCUCCAGCUGCCAUGGCAACCACAUCCUCCCACUCUGAGGGCCACCCCCCAGGGGAUGCUGCCCCUGCCAUCCUGCCAACAAAGCCAGCAGGAGCCACCAGCCGCCCCACGAUGCCCCCACGGGCCACCACUCGUAGACCCCCCAGACCCCCAGGCUCUUCCAGGAAGGGGGCUGGUGGUUCAUCUCGCCCUCUCCUACCUGUACCCGGUAGCCACUCAGCAAGGAAGGAAGGCCAGAGGGGACGAAAUCAGAGCUCAACACACCUGGGGCAGAAGCGUCCUCUGGGGAAAAUCUUCCAGAUCUACAAGGGUAACUUUACAGGGUCUGUGGAGCCGGACCCCUCAGCUCUUACCCCCAGGACCCCACUCUGGGGCUACUCCUCUUCGCCACAGCCCCAGACAGUGUCUCCAGCCACAGCACCCAAAAGCACCUCAUGGGUGCCCCCCACAACCUCCCUGGUACCUGCAAAGGACAAGCCAGGCCUUAUCAGAGCCAACCAGGGGAGUGGCCCCACAUUGACCAGCCCAGCAGGGGAGCCGGAUGCCACAGCAGCCUCAGGCACCCCUGCCAGUACACAGCCUGCCCCAGUGCCUUCUCAGCGCCCUCACGGUGACGUGCAGGACAGCCCUAGCCACAGUGACUCUUGGCUUGCUGUCACCCCUGACACUGACAGACCCCCGUCUGCCAGCUCUGGGGUUUCCACGGUUGCCACGGGGCCCACCCAGGCUGCCUUUGAGGCCAGUGUCUCAGUCCCUUCCCAGGGCAUCCCUCAGGGAGCAUCGGCAACCCCUCAGGCCCCAACCUGGCCCUCUGGGGUCUCAGAAAGCACUGUUUCUCCAGCCGAGGAGAAGACUGAGGCCUCCCCCACCACAACCGACAGGGGGCCCAGACCUCUGUCCACAGUGCUGUCCACGGCCACGGGAAACUUCCUCAACCGCCUGGUCCCUGCUGGGACCUGGAAGCCGGGAACAGUGGGCAACAUCUCCCAUGUGGCUGAGGGGGACAAGCCCCAGCACAGAACCACCAUCUGCUUGAGCAAGAUGGAUAUUGCCUGGGUCAUUCUGGCUAUCAGUGUGCCCAUCUCUUCCUGCUCCGUCCUGUUGACAGUGUGCUGUAUGAGGAGGAGGAAGAAGACGGCCAACCCUGAGAACAACCUGAGCUACUGGAACAAUGCCAUCACCAUGGACUACUUCAACAGGCACGCUGUGGAGCUCCCAAGGGAGAUCCAGUCCCUGGAGACCUCAGAGGACCAGCUCUCAGAGCCCCGCUCCCCAGCCAAUGGCGACUAUCGAGACACUGGGAUGGUCCUCGUGAACCCCUUCUGCCAGGAAACACUGUUCGUGGGAAACGAUCAAGUUUCGGAGAUCUAGAUGCAGCAGCCUCCGAGUUGCCAUUCCCUAUUUUUUGUCUCUAAAUUAUAAAUAUACAAAUAUAUAUAUUAUAAAUAUAACCUUUGUGUAACCCUGACUUAAUAACAUUUUCAGCUUUUUUUCUUAAGAAUUGUCAACAUCUUUUUUACAAGUGUGGUUUAAAAAAAAAUUUACAGAAUGACCCAUGGCUUUAUAAAAUAAAGGUAUUUCUAAGCAAAGCAGUUGCACUGAUUGCUUCUCUUGACUGUUCUGGGCAUGUAGGGGUCUCAGGAGCCCUGGGCAGGUGAGGAAAGUCUCCCAUGGAAGCUGAAUGUGAUGAUGGCCAAGUGAGUGGUCCUUUGUCUGUUCUUGGAGCUAUGGUUGACUCAAUAUGUCUACAUUUCCUGUCUCCUUGUAUGUAUACUUGUAGAGGGGACUGGUGCACCAAGGCAGAAGACAAGCAAGGGUUCAAAACAGAAGGGCACUUGCCAUCCUGAAGUCUCACUGUGCCAUCACUGAAUGUCAACUUUAAUGGACCUAUGGACAUCAAGGCAUCGUGGGGUUCCAGCCCCCUUAUAUCACCCCACAGGAUGCCCCCACCAUGCUAGAAGAAACAGGACUGCCUUUGUCUGGCAGAAAAGUGCUCCCUAGAAACCCUUCUCGGCAUCCCUUUCCAACGCCCCCACCUGCCCUAGACCCCAUGCCUCUCUUCCUGGGAGGACAGAUGCUGCUUUCGGCCUCGGGCCUAUGCCACACUUGUUCUUCCCGGUUCAAGGGUCAAGUGUUUAUUUAGAUUCUGUAUCACUCUCUCUGGAGGCAAUGAUGUUGUGCCCCCUGAGAAACAGGUUUAUCUAGAAAGCCUUGUGGUGUAGAACUAUUUUUUUUUAACCUUCCCUAGUAAAUCUUUAAAGAAGAAGAUUGCCAAAUGAAUCACUCAAGAGAAGUGCCAUUCUGUCUACAGGCAGAAGCGCUGCAGACCUGCCCAUGAACUUGCCAUCAGCUUUCACUUCCCCCUGCCUUCCCUCUCCUAUUCCCGGGUCCAGGUCCAGCUGCAGUCCCAGCCCACACUGAACCCAGUGUGGCCAAUUGGGAGCAGACUCUCAGAGACCCGAGAUGGGCUUCUGGAGGAAUCAUGUUCUCUGUUCCUCUCCUAACCCACCGUGGCUAGGAAUUUAACUUCAAACCCCCUCCCCUUUAAAAGAAAAUAGUUUGAUAGUAUAUUUUGAAUAUAGAUGUUCUUAUUGUCAGAUUGGGACUUGAAUCUGACUGUUGAUUCCAAUGUCUGUGUCGUUGCUGUGGUCUUCUUACCACGACUUCCUUCCCUCCUCCAUUCUCCUUUCAGAAAGAAGGGUGGCCUUCAAAAGUAACAUGUGUUUCUCAAUGUUGUGUGGACCUUCUUAACAUGAGUCUGCUUGUCUCUUUUCAAAGACUUCAACCCACAAAAGCAGCAGGUUAAAUGUCGUGCCGAGACUCGCUCUCUAACACGUUGCUGUCUGACCUUAACCUUAUCAUAAUAUUUCUGUUAGCUAUUGCAUUGAAUAUGCCGAUGUGUGUGCGUAUGUAUAGAGAAAACUUGUUUGUAAAGUAAAAUUUAUAUAUAAUAUAUGUCAUCAAAGAUACAUAUGUUAUAUAUACAUUUGUGGAUGUAUGACUUAUUUUUCCGUAUCCACAGAAUUCAGCUACCAUGUAUAUAUAAAUAAACUUAUUUUAUUACCCAGA